GCCGAUUCUCAGAACCUUAGAUAUUUCGAAGAUUAUGCCUCAGGUACGCCAGUAUUUGAAUUAUUAUGUCAUUACAAAUGAGGGCUGCCAGUUCACCGGUUAGAACCAUCUUAACCCCAUUCUAAGCUAUCCUAAUGAAGAGAACAUGACAUAUUACUGUAGCUCUAGAUAUGUCUGUGAUCAAGCACAGAGAUCCUACUGGUCCUAAUAUAAGGAAAAGUUUAUAAAUCAAUCAUAAAUGCUCCCUGGCCGAAAAAGACAUCGCCUUAGGCCCUUUUACAACUCAAAGUAUAGAACAUACCACGCAUGUCUCAGCCUCUCUCAGAUGUAUGGUCACUAUGCUCUAUCCAUAGACAUGCUAGCUAUGAAAAUUUGGACUCUAACUGCUAUCGUAACUUUAUUUAUCUGUUGCUUUCCCUCUCCGAACUUUCGGUUGCGUGUCGGCCUAACCGUUUCCCCGCAAUUCCUAGGCGAUAGCGUCCUCGUGGUGCUACCCAAUUUUUUCCGAAAUUCUUCCCUCUGUCUAAUAAACCUGAUUAAGACCGUAGUCUUGCACUACCCUGCUCCGACUUCAACAUACCACACAGUAUAUUGCACCAUUUCAUUGGGUAUGCCGAUGUUCCUGUACACUAUAUCUGACUCACAUUUGUGUGGCUCAGCGUGAAUAGCGGAUGCAAAACUUUUUUGUGGCACCCACUUACGUGCAUACGCCCAUGCAGAGUGGAGGUGACUAAGAAGAACUAGUAAACCUUUCGGGCCAGUGAUGAGCAUGAAUGACCGUUGGCGAAGAUCUUAAUUCGAUGGUGCUCCCACACCCAGGCUUGGUCGA
This is a messenger RNA of Babjeviella inositovora NRRL Y-12698, 829 nucleotides long. RefSeq lists its product as uncharacterized. The record is from RefSeq and is a predicted model, not a curated record. The transcript has a single exon. Lineage: Eukaryota; Fungi; Ascomycota; Pichiomycetes; Serinales. Bases 239 to 664 code for a protein of 141 amino acids.